AUGAUAGUGCUCGUGUUCAUUGGGGUAUUUGCCAUCGUGUAUUACUUCAACUUUCGACGAUCGCGCAAACGGUUAUACGAGCUAGCGGAACGAAUACCAGGCCCAUUCGACUAUCCGCUGAUUGGCAGUAUAUUGCUCACAAUCGGCAAAGAUCCGCUGGAGCUGGUAACCCAUCUAAUGGAGCUGAUGCACCAUCUACCAUCACCGAUGCGUGCCUGGCUAGGACCGUUCCUGUUGGUCGUUAUCGAUCGCCCGGAUAUGGUUCAGGACAUUCUGAGCUCGCCCGAUUGCAUCCAGAAACCGUUCAUGUACGACUUUUUCCGACUCAAGAAAGGUUUGUUCGGUGCACCGGCUGAUGUGUGGCGAAAGCAUCGGAAACUUCUCAACACGUCCUUUUCACCCGCCGUGCUGAAAAGUUUCGUGCCGAAGUUAAAUGCAAAGGCGGACCAGUUUAGCCGCGAGCUGAACGACAAAGUAUCGAGCGAAUGCUUUGACGUGCACACGCUGCUGGCCCGUUACACUUUGGUAACCAUCUCGUCCACCACGCUCGGUGCGGACCUAAGUGUCGAGAAGCGGGAAGUGUUGGAAGAGUAUAGCAGAAACGCUAUACAAAUGUUUACGGCUAGCUUCGAACGUAUCUACAAAGCCUGGUUGCAUCCCGAGUUCCUAUACCAAAUGACUUCCGCGUUCAAGGAGGAACAGGCUCGAUUAAAGCUUUUUAAACAGAUGUCACGCAAGAUCAUAAACAUGCGACAAGCCAUUCAGCGGUCGGGCAAAACCAAAGACGAUCUACCCGACUCCGACCCCGAAGACAAGCAGGAGUUCCCGAAGGCGAAAAUUUUUAUCGAACGGCUAGAGGAAAUUGCCGCCGACCCAGGCAACGCCAUCGAUGAGGAUGGGUUUCAGCAGCACAUCGAUACGAUGAUGUUCGGUGGCAACGAUACGUCCGCGCAGGCCCUCUCAAACACACUGCUAACGCUGGGCAUGUAUCCCGACUGGCAGGAGAAAGUUUACCAAGAAAUCAUGGAAGUCGCACCCAGUGGACCCAUUUCAUACGAGGAUCUCUCCAAGCUUACCAACAUGGAAAUGUUCCUGAAGGAAACGAUGCGGCUCCUGCCCAUCACGGGACUUAUCGCACGUGUACCAACGAAGGAGGUCCUUGCGAAGGACGUGACCAUUCCGAUCGGUGCGAUUGUGCUGAUACCGUUUCUUAAAAUUCAUCGCGAUAAAACUAUCUGGGGACCGGACGCGGAACAGUUUAAUCCCUACAACUUUCUUCCGGAACGGUGCGCUCAGCGACAUCCUUACGCAUUCAUACCCUUCAGCCAAGGGCCGCGGAACUGCAUCGGCAUGAAGUAUGGAUGGAUCUCAAUGAAGAUAUUACUGUGCCAUGUGGUGCGUCAGUAUCGCAUCGCUACCGAUAUUAAGCUGCGUGAUAUUAAGCUUUCACUGUCGCUGGUAAUGAAGCUAAACACAAAACACUUGAUCCGAUUGGAACGCCGCUGUGCGGCCACAUGAAA
Molecule: messenger RNA, 1520 nt
Organism: Anopheles maculipalpis
Lineage: Eukaryota; Metazoa; Arthropoda; Insecta; Diptera; Culicidae
Product: cytochrome P450 4C1-like
Exons: 3
Coding region: 1-1518 (505 amino acids)
Molecular function (GO): heme binding; iron ion binding; monooxygenase activity
Source: RefSeq, a predicted model, not a curated record